Planococcus citri (citrus mealybug) is the source of this 999-nucleotide messenger RNA. It is a transcript of the gene borr, whose product is annotated as borealin-related. Gene Ontology annotation, biological process: mitotic sister chromatid segregation. The transcript has a single exon. Lineage: Eukaryota; Metazoa; Arthropoda; Insecta; Hemiptera; Pseudococcidae. Gene Ontology annotation, cellular component: spindle midzone; chromosome, centromeric region; chromosome passenger complex. Bases 1 to 774 code for a protein of 257 amino acids. The record is from RefSeq and is a predicted model, not a curated record.
AUGCCGCGCACGAAAAUAUCGAAAAAACGCAGAGUUACCAGUGAUUCUAAACUAAGCGAUGAAUCGAAUAUCGAAGAAAUUAAAGAAAAAAGUAUUUCUAUGCAAAUCGAAGAAGUCAACGCUCUUAUUAGAGAUAAAAUCGAUCAUAUGAAUCACGCGCACAAGACUGCUUUGAAAAGAUUGAAGGAGAUGUACAAUGUAUUGAAAGUAAAUCUUAUGUCCAGCGGUCUUGGUAGCAAAACGUCGAAAGAAAUUUCCGACAUGGAUUGUACUGAUCACGUCGAAUCUUUCAAAGAAAAUCAAUCAGGUAUGAUGUUAAAUCCCCAAUAUUCUAAACCAAAAUCACAGCGCGCAGUUCGAAAACGGUCCAAUUCGUGUAAUUCGAGGUCAACAACGAAGAAAAAUCAAGUAUUGAGAUCAUCAUCGUGUGAUAGAAAUGUACCUCCUUCAGCGUCUAAAUUAAAGACUCCUUGUAAUCGCGAAAUGCCUGCCAUUCCAUUAGUAACACCUAAAGUAAAUCCCAACAUACCGUUGUCAGUAUUACGACGUCCACGUCAAGGUGAAUUUGCGAUGUCCAUUUCCGGUAGCCCUUUGAUGGUUUCAAGUGUUACAUAUGAUGAUGUGGUUAGUGUUAAUGUCCCUCUUCCUGAUGGUCGAGUUUUAUCGAUUUUGCCCACAGAAGGCAUGCAUGCGACUAACUUAGAUUUAGACGAUGAAACUAGAAAACAAUUAAGAAGAUUACAAUCAAAUUUAUCCAAAUGUUUGGGAAAAUGAUGUAAAUAUUUGAAUGAACAAUUUUUAAAUGUUAUUAUUAAGUUUUACGUUGAUAUUUCGUUUUGUAAAUCAAUAUUAUAUUUCGCUGUUACUUCUAGUGAAUUACAAUACUAUACCUAUUGAUAAUUUCUCAUUUUAAUUCUGAACUCAAAGUAGGUUGUUUGAAGAACGCAUCAUUUUGUUUAUCUACAUUUUAUUUAAAUAAAUACUUUUAAAGAAUGACAA